CCUUCUUUCUCCCCCUCCCGCAUCUGGGGGUCCUCGGCCUGGCAACCCCUCCCCCCCCUCCUGCCCCACAUCUGGGCCUGUGGCUUUUUAAUGAAGUUCUUGGCUUCCUGGUGUAUCUUUUCCAUGCAUUUUCCUCUUCUUCCAGAGCUUUGAUGCACACAGUGGGUUUGUGUGUGUGUGAGAGAGAAAAACAAUGACAACUCAGUAUAGCAUUCUCUUCAAGCAAGAACAAGCACACGACGAUGCAAUUUGGUCGGUUGCUUGGGGCAAAAACAGAAACGAUGGCUCGGAGACCGUAAUCUCAGGUUCUCUGGAUGAUCUGGUGAAAGUCUGGAAAUGGAAUGAGGAGAAGCUGGAUCUCAAGUGGACUUUAGAAGGCCAUCAGCUGGGUGUCGUUUCUGUGGACAUUAGUCAUACAGGCACCGUUGCUGCGUCCAGCUCCUUAGAUGCUCACAUCCGCAUUUGGGACUUGGACACUGGCAAACAGAUCAGGUCAAUAGAUGCUGGGCCAGUGGACGCUUGGUCGCUGGCUUUUUCUCCCGAUUCCCAGUACGUGGCAACCGGAAGCCACAUCGGAAAAGUCAACAUAUUUGGCGUUGAGACCGGAAAAAAGGAAUAUUCCUUGGACACUCGAGGGAAAUUCAUCCUAAGUAUCGCUUACAGUCCAGAUGGAAAAUAUCUAGCCAGCGGAGCGAUCGACGGGAUUAUCAAUAUUUUUGAUAUUGCAACUGGGAAACUUGUCCACACGCUGGAAGGUCAUGCCAUGCCUAUCCGUUCCUUGACGUUUUCUCCAGAUUCUCAGCUGCUUGUUACAGCAUCGGAUGAUGGCUACAUCAAGAUAUAUGACGUACAGCAUGCCAACUUGGCAGGCACUCUGAGUGGUCAUGGAUCUUGGGUAUUAAACGUAGCCUUUUGCCCCGAUGAUACCCAUUUUGUUUCCAGCUCAUCAGACAAAACGGUCAAAGUCUGGGACGUGCCAUCCAGGACCUGCGCCCACACCUUCUUUGACCAUCAAGACCAGGUCUGGGGCGUGCAGUACAACGGAAACGGCUCAAAAAUCGUCUCCGUUGGGGACGAUCAAGAAAUACACGUUUACGAUUGUCCCGUCUAAGAUUUCUCCUUGCGACAGCUACGGUGUCGGUUGUCUGAAAGUGUUUUGAUACUUCUUUUUUUUUUCCCCCGGUCAAGAAAAAUCUAAUAGAUGGAAAUCUGAAAAUUAUUUAGGUAGGCACUUUGCUAUUUUGUGUUUUUUUAAAAAAUUAUUUUAAAGCUAAAUAAACCCUGGCUGUGGAAUCUGG
Pantherophis guttatus is the source of this 1298-nucleotide messenger RNA. It is a transcript of the gene SKIC8, whose product is annotated as SKI8 subunit of superkiller complex. The record is from RefSeq and is a predicted model, not a curated record. NCBI's taxonomy places the organism in Eukaryota, Metazoa, Chordata, Lepidosauria, Squamata, Colubridae. Gene Ontology annotation, cellular component: Cdc73/Paf1 complex. Gene Ontology annotation, molecular function: protein binding.